CAAUUUACAUUUUUGUUAAAAAUGACUAGUUUUCGGGAGAUGCGUUUCGAUGAUUUAUUCAAAAUUAAUUCUUUAGUAUUCGAUGCUUUCACGGAGGUCUAUAGCUUGACCUUCUUUGUCAAGCAUCUCCUCGAGUUUCCAGGACUUUCGCAGAUUGCUGAAGCUCCAGGUGGCAAACGUAUGGGUUAUAUAUUUGGGCAGUUUCUGACCAAGAAAGUUAAAGAACCACAUGGUCAUGUAUCAGCAUUAACGAUAUCUCCGGAUUAUCGACGCUUGGGAGUGGCUACUGCCCUAAUGGAUUAUUUUUUCAUGAUGUCGGAUCUCAAAGGCGCCUCUUUCGUGAACCUUUUCAUGCGAACUAGCAAUCAGGCCGCCUAUAAACUGUAUUCCUCCAUGGGCUAUGCUCAUUGCCAAACUUUCGUGGACUAUUACCCCGAUAACCCGGAACCGGAGGAUGCUUACGAAAUGAGGAGAUACAUACCCAGACCUAUGGAGGUUCGUUAGGCAGGACUUCCGCGUUGCCAAACAUGUGUCUUCCAUAGACAUUUUAGUUUUAUUUUCGGAUUACAUACCAAAUUAAAGAUAAUCAAUUGAGGUGAAUUUUCAACGAAA
Drosophila eugracilis is the source of this 612-nucleotide messenger RNA. RefSeq names its product N-alpha-acetyltransferase 20. Gene Ontology annotation, cellular component: NatB complex. Lineage: Eukaryota; Metazoa; Arthropoda; Insecta; Diptera; Drosophilidae. The transcript has a single exon. Gene Ontology annotation, biological process: N-terminal peptidyl-methionine acetylation. The record is from RefSeq and is a predicted model, not a curated record. Gene Ontology annotation, molecular function: protein-N-terminal amino-acid acetyltransferase activity. The coding region runs from base 22 to 504 and encodes 160 amino acids.